AUGAAUUUCGCGUUAGCUCCUAAAAGUGUACCCACAAAGGAAAUUAUCGCUUCAGUGGAGCAAGGUAUAAAACAUUUACGUAACGACGAAAAGAAUGAAGUAAGAGAGAGGGUGUGCGCCGUAGUAAAACAUGCUAAAUGUCCACAAAAUAAAAACCUUUCACGUUUGGAAGAGAAAGCAUUAAAAAGUUUACGGGGUAAUAAAGAUAUUUUGAUUACUAAAGCCGACAAAGGAAACGCAGUUGUAGUAAUGAACCGCGCUGACUAUCAAAACCAAGUUAACGAAAUGCUUGAGGACAAAAAUAUCUAUACACACAUUACCGAUAAACGACGAAAUCCUACAUCAAAAACUGAAUUAGAACUACAAGAUCGUUUACUUAGGUUAAAGGAUACAGGACACCUUACUGAAAAUCAAUAUAAAAGUUUAAGACCCUCUGACUCAUAUCCCGCGGCUUUCUACGGAUUACCAAAGAUACACAAAAUACCUCUCAUUGAAAAAGUUGAUCAUUUCACCGUAGAUACCAACGUCAAAAUACCUAUGAGACCAAUUAAUAGUUGUAUUGGAUCCCCUAACUAUCAAGUCUCUAAACAUUUGGCAUCCGUGUUAAAACACCUCUACGAAGGCGAUCAUGCGGUUAGAAAUUCAAAAGAUUUUGUUGAUUUUGUAAUGACCCAAACAGUAGAACCCGAUGAACAAAUUGUGUCAUUUGAUGUUACUUCGCUUUUCACAUCAAUUCCGGUAGAUUUAGCACUAAAAAUCGUUAAAGAAGAACUAGAAAAUACAGAGAUUUGGAAAGAGCACACAAAGUUGACGAUAGAACAGAUUUACAGUCUUUUGGCUUUUGUCUUAAAAAAUAGCUUUUUUGUGUUUAAUGGAAAGCACUACCAUCAGAUUUCUGGUUGCGCAAUGGGUUCACCAGUAAGUGCGGUUAUUGCUGAGCUAGUUAUGCAAAGGGUGGAAAAAAUUGCUUUGAGAACAUCCCCAGUGCCGAUACGAUGGUGGAAAAGAUAUGUUGAUGACUCAAACGCGUGUUUAAAACAAAACGAUAUAAUAGCUUUUCAUGAUCAUUUAAAUUCUAUAAAUCCUUGUAUUCAGUUUACCAUUGAAACACCGGCAGUAAAUGGAGACAUGCAAACAAUCGCUUUCCUGGAUACAGAGAUUUGUAAAAUUUCUACAGACAUUUCGAUUAAAGUUUUCCGUAAGAGCACACACACCGACAAAUAUCUAGAUUUUGGCUCACAUAGCCCUGUAAGAGACAAGAUCGCAGUUGUAAAAUCAUUAUUAGACCGAGCGAGAGUUAUUCCAUCAAACCAAGUUUUACAGAAGGAGGAAACGGAUAGAGUAGCAGAAGUGUUAGAGUUAAAUGGAUACAAGAAAGCGUUUAUUGAUAAUGUUAGAAAUACAAACAAAACACAACAAAAUUCUUCUGAAUGUGAGAUUCGUGGCUCGACGUGCAUUCCGUAUGUGAAAGGUGUGUCGGAAAAAGUCAAAAGCAUCUUAACUCGAGCAGGCGUUCGGACAGCAUUCAAGCCGAUAGUCACGUUAGAGAAUGUAUUCAAAAACCCAAAAGAAAGACCACAGGAAAUGCGAACAAAAGCUAUUGUGUACAAAUUCAAAUGCGAGUCGUGCUCAUUCACUUAUGUCGGGGAGUCAAAAAGAUGUUGGUGUUCCCGAUGGCUUGAACACAAACCAGGCGUAAGAAAAAAGACUUUUUCAGCUAUGAAAGAACAUGCUGAACAGACAGGUCAUGAAGUCGCUAAAACUGACGUAAAUAUUUUGGAAAAAGGCAUUAAAAACUCUACACGACGCUCUUCCGAUCUGUUACAUUCUGUACUAGACAAAAAUGCAGUCAAUGAACACAUAGAAUUUCCGGUUUCGUAUUUACCAUUGUUAGAAUCAAUUGAGUGUAACGGGAUAAGGCAUAAAAGGACUUGAACUAAUCGAACACGGCCAAAAUACUCUGAAGAAGGCUGCAGUUGGCAGCCGAAAAUUUAGUAUGUUUUUAUUGAAGAUUUUUAAUAGAUCAGUUACAAACUUUUACAAAAAUAUCAUAUAUAUAUAUAUAAUGAAAUAAAGUUCAUAUGAAGUAAAUCAAGUUUGUCUUCUAAUCCGAAUCCCAUACAGUAGACUCGCUGUUGGCUGCUAGGCAAAUGUUCUUUGCUUGUCCUUGAGUAUAAUACAAAUCCUUUCCUAUAGUAUUAAUUCUUUGCGGUUUUCCCAAUAUGAAACUGAAAGUCUCCAGUAUGUAUAGAUCUUGCGUAGCGACGUCGCAAAUGCAAUCCACAAGGAAUACAUAUACAAAGACAUCUCACCCAUCGAUUUUGCAACACAAGCUCUUGCUAUUCAUUAAAAUUACACGCAUUUGUUAAAAUACACACAUUCUGAACUUUAUCGAAUUGAUAUCGGCAACUAGAUCGGUAAAACAAUCUUAGCGCCCCACCCUUAUGUAAAAAUUUUGUUAUCUCCCAAAAUCUGGGAGACACGUGACCAGCCUGGACCUACAAUAAGACUGCAGUGCGGGCAAUUCACGGAAAAAAAACGGAAACACCACAUCAGCAUUCACAUGAAGUGUUUUCCGUCGAAAACUAAACUUCGACGUAGCAACCAAACCUUUUCUUUCAGCCAAAGCUGACAAGGAUUUCCCUUCCAUAUCGUGAUUCAACAAGACAGUAGUAAUCUUUUUCGCUGGUCCAGAAAAAACCCAGGGUCUUUCCUCCAGCGAGGCGCGUAGUGGAAAGAGCCUGGGUACGAGGUUGUGAAGAUAAACGCGCACAAAGUUUCUACUUUUCUCCCGGAUGCAAAAUUUUCAGCCCCAAACCGAAUUCGUCCGCUGCCAACAUUUUCACAAGCGGACAAACCGUACGAUGGGGGGAAGGGGUUAGUGCUCAUGUACAGUUUUUAAAAUGUUAAUUAUAGACUCAUCAUCACGUCAUUCCUGACAUCCAACAAUUUAUGGAGCGUGCGAGUGAAAAAGUUGAUCUGAUCCAACUUUACUGCGACGAUUAA
Paramuricea clavata is the source of this 3006-nucleotide messenger RNA. The record is from the annotation of a GenBank genome assembly. Lineage: Eukaryota; Metazoa; Cnidaria; Anthozoa; Malacalcyonacea; Plexauridae.